Molecule: messenger RNA, 153 nt
Organism: Micromonas pusilla CCMP1545
Lineage: Eukaryota; Viridiplantae; Chlorophyta; Mamiellophyceae; Mamiellales; Mamiellaceae
Exons: 1
Coding region: 1-153 (50 amino acids)
Source: RefSeq, a predicted model, not a curated record
AUGGCCCUGCAGUAUCCCACCAAGCCGUACGCGUUCGCGUUCUGCAAGAGCCUGUGUCACAUGUUCUUCGGUCUCGGCGCGUUCGAGAACGUGAUGGGGCUCGCGAUGCUGAUCAAGACGUUCGUCCUGCCGUCCAAGCCCAAGGUGUAUUAA